AUGCAACUCGCUACGCUGCAGGCCUUUGUUGCUUCGGCCGUCCUCAUGCUCGCGCCGGCCGUUGACGCCGCCUCACUCCUCCACCGCAACAUCCACCACUCGGCCCGUCGACACACCCAACUGCAGCACAACCACCACCACCGUGCUGUCGAGAGCCCUCCCAGCCCCGUCUCCUCCGUUGUCAAGCGCGGCACCUGCGCUUUUCCCACCGACGACUCUAACCUUUUUGCCGUCACUCCGAAUGAGAAGAAUGCCGGCUGGGCCAUGAGCCCCGAUCAGCCUUGUCAGCCUGGUCACUACUGCCCCAUUGCCUGUAAAGUGGGCAUGGUCAUGAAUCAGUGGGAGAAAGGCUCUACGUACAGCUAUCCUGGCUCUAUGAACGGUGGUCUCUUCUGUGACGAGAAUGGCAACAUUCAAAAGCCCUUCGCGGACCAGCCCAACUGUGUCCCCGGUACCGGCGCUCUCAAGGUCAUCAACAAAUGCUCCAAGAAGAUUUCUUUCUGUCAGACCAUCUUGCCUGGCAACGAGGCCAUGCUCAUCCCUACAGUUGUCGACUCUGUUUCCGACCUUGCCGUUCCUGGAGCCUCCUACUGGGAGAGCACCGCCGCCCACUAUUACAUCAACGGCCCUGGUGUUGGCCCUGAAGGUUGUAUCUGGGGCACCGAGGCCAACCCCAUCGGCAACUGGGCAAGCUAUAAUGCUGGUGCCAACACGGAUGCCAAUGGCCAGACCUUUGUCAAGCUCGGCAUCAACCCCAAGUGGCAGGAAACACCGGCACUUUUCCGCAACAAGCCUAAUUUCGGCGUCAAGAUUGAAUGCCCUGAUGGCGGCUGCAACGGUCUGCCUUGCGAAAUCAAGAGCGAUGGUACUCUUGUGAGCAACAAUGCUGCAAAUGGCGCGGGUGACGCUUCUUUUUGCGUCGUUACUGUGCCAAAGGGCAAGUCGGCUAACAUUGUUGUCUCCGAUGGCUCUGGCGGCCAUUCUGCCCCUGUUGGCAACGCCAAUGCUCUUGAGGCCUCGGUUGCCUCCCCCCAGAGCUCCUCAACUGCGUCUCCGCCUCCGCCUUCAAGCACGUCAACUCCCAGCUCUACGCAUUCGCCCACGCCUACCAGUGUCAGCAAGAGCACUCCCUCUGCCACCCCCAGUUCUUCUCAUCCCCCUACCACCACCACCACCACCACUACCACUGUCAACACUCCCUCGUCAACCAGGAGCGAGACACCUACCGUUUCGCCUGGCAUCUUCCACGAAGAGAACAACAGCACUGCCACCCACACCUCCAACAGCACCUAUGCAGCAUCUCCUACAAGCCCCCAGACCACCCCUACCACGAAGGACAAGAAGAACGACGCUGGACGUCAGCAAGGCAGCACUGCUAUUGCUGGUCUGGUCGUUGCGCUGGUCGCCGCCGCUUGCUUUUAUUAG
Messenger RNA from Cordyceps fumosorosea ARSEF 2679, 1425 nucleotides. Its product is annotated as sun. The coding region runs from base 1 to 1425 and encodes 474 amino acids. NCBI's taxonomy places the organism in Eukaryota, Fungi, Ascomycota, Sordariomycetes, Hypocreales, Cordycipitaceae. The record is from RefSeq and is a predicted model, not a curated record. The transcript has a single exon.